AUGAGUGACCGACUUUUUCACAGUGGCUGGAUUUUAAAGACUGACAGCGUGUCAGCGUCGCACGGUCAUGGAGCAAAGCCUGUGUUAGCAUCUCGGCGGGGCGGAUCGGUGCCUAGCAAUAUUCGGCGCAUAAGGACAUUGAAUCAAUCUGGGCCGACUGUGGCGACGCCACCGUCAAAGCGACGCAAUCAUUUCAAUGUCCCGGUAAGCCAGGUGAUGUCGAAAGGGAACCUCCCUGGGCAUGUUAUUGCGUCAACUCCUGGGCACACCUUCGGAGAGACGUCAGAAUCGCUCCAGCAGGACAUGCGGCUAAGCAAUCCGGCCCGGCAGAACACUCCGCAAUCAAACAUUUUCUCCGAAUCAGCCCUGCACCUCAGCGGCGAGCACAUUAACAUUGGACGCAGUAAAGAAAAGUCGUCCCGAUUUGACGACUUCAGUCAGUACUACGCCGUUCUUGUGGGCACGAUAGCUUCAGCGGACAAUCCAGCUAUUGCGGAAGUGAGUGAGUCAUGUAACUUUUACACCGGCCUUACGGACAAGCAAGCUCUUGAGCUUAAGAGCCUCGUCAAAAAUAAAAUAGCAGCAAAGAACGCAUUUGAUGAAGUAAGUGUUGUGCAAUUUCUCACGUCAUUGUAUUAUUCUAACCAAUCUCUCAAUAAAGUCGGACUAGUAGAGCUUAUUGAGGACUUAGGCGCUGCAUAUGUUGUCACUGACCCUCUGCGAUUGAUCAAAGAAAGAAAUAAGAGAAAGGGCUUGAACAUUUACGGUGAACCAUUGGAGGCAACUACUGCUCGAACUCUAGGUAAACCGCCAGAAGCUCCUCGCAAACAAUCAAAGGAGCUGUCUCCGCAAGAGCUUCAGCUGAAAGAUGAGCAAGUCAUCAAUCGGUUGGAUUCUCCUGAUCCCGUACCUAUUUUAUCUAGCAUAUCUUCAGUCUUACGCCAACGCCCAGAGGAGGUUUCUGUUGGAGUCGGCUCUAUAAAUAUUACUACCAACGCAGACGAGCCAGAAUCAGAAGAGGUCUCUGCUGCUGGAGCGCAACAAUCGAGUAACAAAUAUGGGCUCAGACUCAACUUACUUCCCAAUGCUCCUCCACUUAUGCACGAAUCGCUAUUAUUGUCGUCACGACGCCGAUCUCCAAGUAUUGUAGGGAUGGGAGGAACUCCGCGACCUGAUCCAUAUGCCAAAGCAACCUUUGUCGAAGGCUCAAUCCCUCCUCAAUCUGAUAUCGACCUUGUGGGUGGCACUCCACGUGUUUUUGAUACCCAGCCGAUUCAACAUGCUAAUCACGCUACCUCUCCUAUCCGUAAUAAAGAUGCUAUCACUAUAAAUUAUGCAGAGGCCUCUGGUCUUCUGGGAGGACCUGACAAAAGCGGCAUAUCUCUUGUUACGGAGGAUUACCAACGCGAUCAUUGCAAUCUCGGUAAUUAUACUCUAAAUUAUCUCACGGGCCUCGAGAGCGAAUCCAUAAUAGGAUAUGAAGGUCCAGCAGAUACCAACAAAGAGCCCUAUGUAAUGGGCCGUUUUAUAGAUCCAUAUGACAAUUAA
This is a messenger RNA of Giardia duodenalis, 1548 nucleotides long. RefSeq lists its product as uncharacterized. The transcript has a single exon. The record is from RefSeq and is a predicted model, not a curated record. Lineage: Eukaryota; Fornicata; Diplomonadida; Hexamitidae. Bases 1 to 1548 code for a protein of 515 amino acids.